This is a messenger RNA of Parastagonospora nodorum SN15, 1365 nucleotides long. RefSeq lists its product as hypothetical. The record is from RefSeq and is a predicted model, not a curated record. NCBI's taxonomy places the organism in Eukaryota, Fungi, Ascomycota, Dothideomycetes, Pleosporales, Phaeosphaeriaceae. The coding region runs from base 1 to 1365 and encodes 454 amino acids. The transcript is spliced from 3 exons.
AUGACUGUCCUCAAGGUACCUCCCGCGAUCCAGGAACCGAUUACUGUCCGGCCCAACACCCAACACCGUCACUCUGGCAGCGUAGCCGGCUCGCUGCCCAAGUCGCGGCCACACUCGCUCUCCACCGGCACCAUAAACCCGGCGCAUCGCGUCACCCGCAGAAAGAGCAUGAGCUCGACGGCGGCCAGCAACGUCGCGGCUAUGGCUGCCGCCGCCAAGGGCACAAUAGGCGCGCCGCUCGAGGGCAGCAGCAGUAGCAGCAGCAGCUCGCGGCGCCUCUCCAAGCCUGCGUCGCAGUUCCGGGGCCCCGCGCUGGCACUGCACCCCGAGAUGGCGUCGAGCAUGCCUGGCAAUGGCUCGCCGUUCCGCCCCGGCAGCUACAACCCAGCGGUGCACAGCGAAGCCAUCACCGACGGUCCUACGCUGGCGUCUAUGCCCGAGCACGAGAAGGGCAACUCCAAGUCGCGGAACCGCCGCGCGAGCGAGGGCUCACGUCUGUCCAAGGGCGACGGCAAGCGCGCAAGUGGUAGCGAUCUGAGAUGUGAAAAAUGUGGGAAAGGCUACAAGCACAGCAGCUGUCUGACGAAGCACCUUUGGGAGCACACGCCGGAAUGGCAAUACACAUCUAAGCUGCUCAUCUCCAAGCACCAGCAGGUGCAGCUGCUCGAGGCCGCGUCGGUCCUCGUUGCCAUGAACAAGGAGAGCGAUGCCGGCGAUAGUGACCACUCGUCCGUAUCGCCCCCGGCCUCGGGCUCAUCCGACCUGCGCGACGAAGUGAGCUCCACUGAAACUACCCCGCCCCCGCAAAUCGAGGAUCAUGCCGUAGGCUCCUACCCGCAUUCUCAUUUCGGCCACCGCUCCAUCAAGCGAUACUCCGGCAACAGCUCGGCUUACAGCCAGUCCUACCAGUCUGCCGUCUUUUCCGACAACGGAAACGGCCACCACUACCGCCAGUGGAGCAACGUGUCUGACCGUCCCACAACAUCAGGCACGUCUGUUGCCGGCUCCUACCACGAUGAUGGCAAUGACCACGCUGACCUUGCUGCCGCCGUCGGCUUGCUGAGCUGCUCUUACGGCACGCCCAAGUCGGGUCCCUCAGGCCUCCCUGCCGAUGUGCCACCCGUGCCCCCGCUGCCUGCCAAGUUCCUUGAAUUUAACCAAGGCCAGUCUCUGUCGGGCAACACCACCGUAACGCCCCAGCAGUCGAGUAUGCGCAACAGCUAUCGCUACCACAGCGAGAGCAAGGACGUUGACAUGGACGACGAUAACUUCGCCGACGAGGAAGACUACCGUCAGUCAAACUCGCGCAGCCGCGGCCGCAUCGAUGAGGACGACGAUGCCUUCUUUGGGAGGAUGGAGGAGUAG